AUGAAUUCACAAACUAGUUUGAAUAAAUUUGCUUAUGAAUUAAUAGAAAACAGAUCAGUUAGAUCAUAUGAUUUUUGUGGUUCCAUUAACAUUAAUAAAUUAAAUACUUUGUUAUUAGCAUCAGCAAAGGCUCUAAUAAAGGUUUAUAUAUUUCAAAUGGGAUUUCUCAAAUAAUUAACAUAAUUAGGGGGACAUAAGAGUUAUGUAAAAUGUCUUAGAUUUUUAAAUAAGUAGGAUCACUUUUUAUCAGGAUCACUUGAUCAAUCUAUAAUAGUUUGGUCAAAAUAAUUAUUGGCUUCUUCUAAAUAUAUUUAAAAAAUCAAAACUCACAGUAGUUCUGUAGUUGCUUUGGUUCUUCAUCCAACUAUUGAGAACGUAUUUAUAUCUGCUUCUAGUGGAUUAAUUUAAUUCUUUUAACACUCUAAUCAUAAAUAAUGGUUUAGUGUUGGCAAAAUAACAGAAAUUAAUUAACUUUUUGGAAUGACAAUCAACCAAAAUGGAACUAUAAUAGUAACAUGUGGUGAGGAUAAUCUAAUAAAUAUAUUUGAAUAUUAAAAAUAAUAAUAACGGCAAAACAAUAAUUAAACUUGGUUAAUAAAACAAAAAAUUAAUGUAAAAUAGUGGGGCUUUAGGGUCUGUUUUUUAGAUAAUGAAAUAUUUGUUUUUUAACCUGUUUCAUAGAAUUAUAAUGGAACAACACGUAUGAAUAUAUAUACAUUAAAUUAAUAAAAUUAAUUCAUAAAAGAUAAAACAAUUCCUAUUAAAGGGGGAGGUCAACUAUGCAUGGAGAAUUUUCCUCCUAUAUAUAAUUAAUCUAAAUUUAUUCUUCUUAUGAAAAAUGGUAAUUAUAUCAAUUUGUUUAAAUAUACUGAAGGAUAAUUUAGAUUAAGAUUUAAAUAGGCUAUUUCCUUUGGUAUCUCUGAUUUAUUUGGUACUUUGAGCGAUGAUGGAGAAUAUUUAAUUACUUGGGAUAAAUUAUCAAGAUAGAUUUAGAUAAGAAUAUACACUGAUUUAAAAAUAAAUAAAUAAGAGAAUGAUAGUGAAUGA
This is a messenger RNA of Paramecium primaurelia, 1047 nucleotides long. Lineage: Eukaryota; Ciliophora; Oligohymenophorea; Peniculida; Parameciidae. The record is from the annotation of a GenBank genome assembly.